AUGAAGUUCAGUGUUCUAUGCGUAACUGAGACUUGGCUAAGUAGUGAAAUUGUUGACCGUGAUAUCGAACUGGAAGGGUACCAGGUGUACCGGAAAGACAGGAACAGACAUGGAGGUGGCGUCAUGAUGUAUGUCAGUGAUUCUCUGUACACGACAAGACGUGGUGAUCUUGAGAAUGACGAGAUAGAAUCUAUCUGGUGUGAUGUGACCAAAGCCAAUACCAAUCUCUUAAUCAAUUGUUCAUAUCGCCCGCCAUCAGCAGAUGACACAUUCUUUGACCUAUUCGAAACUCAGAUUCAGAAAGCAACGGACCAAGCACAUGCUGUUAAAGUGAUCCUCGGAGAUUUCAAUGCAAAGAACAGCAACUGGCUUAACAGCAACACAACUGACAACCCGGGACGUCAACUUGACAACAUUUUCAUGAACCAUGGUCUAGAACAGGUGCUUCACGAACCGACCCGUGGGAGGAACUUGUUGGACCUGAUUGUCACCUCCCAUCCAGUAAUGUGUCACCAAACGGGCACCUUAGCUCCCCUUGGUGACUCUGAUCAUCUUGCAACAGCAACUGCGCUCAACCUAAAGGCAAACCACCACAGCGGAAAACGCCUCGUCUGGUUGUAUAGCAAAGCGAACAUUGAAACCCUUCACCAACACAUUGCAGCCGCCCCCUGGGAUAUCAACCACGUUUUUGACUCCAUGGACGACAUCUGGGAUUCAUGGUACAACAUGUUCAUUGCCAUAUGCAAACAACACAUCCCUCACAAGUUUGUCUCUACCACUAGGACAGCAAAGCCUUGGAUACAUUCUAACAAAGAGAUCAAAACAGCUAUCCGUAGAAAACACCGCCUACACUCCAGAGCGAAACGGAUAAAUACUGAGGUAACGUGGGCCACCUACAGAAGACAAAGAAAUCUAGUGACUGCACUCACAAGAAGGGCCGAGUCAGCUUACAUUGAGGAACUCGUGAAUGAUGUGGAGACUGGCAACACCAGGCGAUUCUUCACAUAUGCUAAAUCUGCUCUGGGAAAUACCUCAACGGGUAUCCCAGCUCUUAAAGUCGGUUCAGCCAUACUGGAGACUCCGGAAGAAAAGGCUAAUGCCCUGAACAAUUUCUUCAUAAACCAGACUGAUCUUCCCGCUAGGAAUGACCCAGCUCCAACAUUCCACCCGACAACUGUCCCGGGAACAGUCUUGGAUUCUGUUCAGCUGUCAGUUGAGGAAGUACGACAACAACUAAGUUCCCUGAAACCUCAGGAAGAGCGAGUUACUGGCUGUCGAAAGUGGCUUGAUGGCACGCUGGCCAUGGCGUGGUGUUCGGACAGCUCGCCCGUCGUGGUGACGCACUUUAUCGGCCGAUUCCGUGAGCAAUCCAGCGGUCCCGCAUCGUCUACUGGCGGAAUCGUGUGCCUCAGUAGUUCAGACACGCUGUGCACUGGGUAG
This is a messenger RNA of Branchiostoma floridae (Florida lancelet), 1440 nucleotides long. RefSeq lists its product as uncharacterized. Gene Ontology annotation, molecular function: catalytic activity. Lineage: Eukaryota; Metazoa; Chordata; Leptocardii; Amphioxiformes; Branchiostomatidae. The coding region runs from base 1 to 1440 and encodes 479 amino acids. The record is from RefSeq and is a predicted model, not a curated record. The transcript has 2 exons.